This is a messenger RNA of Candoia aspera, 810 nucleotides long. RefSeq names its product nudix hydrolase 7 (gene NUDT7). Gene Ontology annotation, molecular function: coenzyme A diphosphatase activity; manganese ion binding; magnesium ion binding. Bases 58 to 768 code for a protein of 236 amino acids. Lineage: Eukaryota; Metazoa; Chordata; Lepidosauria; Squamata; Candoiidae. The transcript is spliced from 4 exons. Gene Ontology annotation, biological process: coenzyme A catabolic process; nucleoside diphosphate metabolic process. The record is from RefSeq and is a predicted model, not a curated record.
CAGUAGAGCCAAUGGGCUCUCCGGUGAGGAAGGACGAGCCGGGUGGAGGAGAUAAAGAUGGCAGCCGUGGACGUCAAGCCGGGCAGAAUGAGCAUAAAAGACAAGGCAAAGCUGCAAUUAAGGAAAUUUGACAUUGAAGACAGAUUUUCCUGCCUGCCAUUAGCAAAAGCUUCAGUUCUUAUCCCACUGAUGGUCAAAGAUGGAAAGCUAUGUGUUCUUUUCACUCUUAGAUCAAUGAAGUUGAGAAGAUCUCCAGGAGAAGUUUGUUUUCCAGGAGGUAGAAGUGAUCCAACAGACAGAGAUGAAAUCGCUACAGCUCUUCGAGAAGCUGAAGAAGAAGUGGGUCUCCUUCCUGAACAGACUGAAGUCAUCUGUAGACUUAUUCCUGCAAUAGAUAAAACGAAUUCUGUUGUAACUCCAGUUGUAGCCUUUAUAGAAGAUACUUUCCGAGCCCAUCCAAAUCCAGAAGAAGUCAGUCACGUGUUCUCAGUACCAUUGGAAUAUUUUAUACAUCCUGCAAAAUACAGUGUUGUGCCUUUUCAAAUGGGAAAGUUUCCAUAUUUGAUGCAUUUCUUUGAAUACAAUGACCCAGAGCAUCAGAUGUCAUUUACAGUAUGGGGACUCACUGCACAUUUUGCAGUCUUUGUUGCUGUUGCAGUUUAUGGAGAGAAACCAACAUUUGAAGUUGAAUUUGAUCUUGAUAAUUUGAAUUUUUCAGCUGAGCAAAUGUUCAUGUCGCAGUACAAUAUAGUAAAAAGCAAACUUUGACAGGUAAAAUUGUAUUUUUUUCAAAUAUAAUUGGUACUGUUU